AUGGAAGGCAGAAAAGUGAUUUUUCCCAAUAACUUUUUCCUGCUGAGCUUCUCAGAGUUUCCAUGGCUGGAGAAGCCCCUCUCUAAAGUGGACUUAGUCUCCAACAUCCUCACCCUGGUGGGGAACAGCUCCAUCAUCCUCCUCUCCCUGGUGGACCCCAGACUCCAGAAGUCCAUGUACUUCCUGGACAACAUCUCUCUGCUGUACCUCAGUCUUACAUGCACCAUUGUGCUCCAGCUGGUGGCCAACCUGUGGGGAUCCUUGCUGCCUGCCAUUGCUUUCCAAGGGCUGGCUCAUCUGCUGGUGAUCAUCUCCUACAUCCCCAAUGAGUUUCCCUGGCUGGAGAGGCCCCUCUUUGCAGUGGUCCUGGUCUCCUACAUCCUCACCCUGCUGGGGAACAGCUCCAUCAUCUUCCUGUCCCUGGUGGACCCCAGACUCCAGACACCCAUGUACUUCUUCCUGGACAACCUCUCUGUGCUGGACCUCAGUCUCACCUGCACCACUGUGCCCCAGCUGCUGGCCAACCUCUGGGAACCAGACAAGACCAUUGCUGCCUGGGGCUGUAUCACACAGCUCUACAUUUAUACUUGGGUGGGCACUGCUGAAUGUGCCCUGCUGGCCGUGAUGGCCAUUGAUCGCUAUGUAGCCGUCUGCCGGCCCCUCCACUACACUCUCAUCAUGCGUCCCUGGGUCUGUGUGCAGAUGGCAGCUGUAUGCUGGUCCAGUGGCCUGGCCAAUGCGCUGCUCCAAGCCACACUCACUCUCCAACUUCCCCGCUGUGGUCACCACACCCUGGACCACUUCUUCUGUGAGGCAUCUGUGCUUAUCAAGCUGGCCUGUGGGGACACCUCCGCUAAUGAGCUGGCCCUCACCUUGAUGACCAUCCCAUUUGGAAUGAUGCCUCCCCUGCUGGUGCUCAUCUCCUACACCUUCAUUGCCAGGGCUGUACUGAAGCUGCCUUCAGCUGAAGGAAGGCGCAAGGCACUGAGCACCUGCAGUUCCCACUUGCUCGUGGUCACCCUUUUCUUUGCACCAGGCAUGUACUUGUACCUCCAGCCUUCAUCCAAGAGUUCCCAAGCCAAGUUCAUAUCCUUUUUCUGCUGUGUUAUCACCCCACUGCUCAACCCACUCAUCUACACCCUGAGAAACAAGGAUGUGCAGACAGCACGGAAGAGGAUCCUGCAAUCCCAGGCCAGUGUGAAGUCUUUCAAAGCCAAGUGA
Fukomys damarensis (Damara mole-rat) is the source of this 1221-nucleotide messenger RNA. Its product is annotated as olfactory receptor 15. Bases 1 to 1221 code for a protein of 406 amino acids. NCBI's taxonomy places the organism in Eukaryota, Metazoa, Chordata, Mammalia, Rodentia, Bathyergidae. The record is from RefSeq and is a predicted model, not a curated record. Gene Ontology annotation, cellular component: membrane. Gene Ontology annotation, biological process: G protein-coupled receptor signaling pathway. The transcript has 3 exons. Gene Ontology annotation, molecular function: G protein-coupled receptor activity; olfactory receptor activity.